AUGGCAUUUUCACAAUUUUAUUCAAUUCUUCUCUUUAUUUUAUUUUCUUUACAUUUAUAUAAAACAAAUAAAACAUAUGUGUAUCAUUAUACAACAAAUAUUACAGAAAAUUCAUAUAAACAAAUAAUUUUACAAAAUAUAUCCGGUUAUGUUUAUAUUACACCAAUAAACAUUAAAGAAAUGAAUGAUGCAAUGAAUGAAUUAUUUCAUAAAAGAUUAUGGUAUAUCACAUUGAAUAUUGAUCACCCUCAUCAUCAUCAUCAUCAUGAUCAUCAUCACCAUAGUGAUAAAGAUCAAUUUGUAGAUCCAUUCAUUACUUUAUAUGGUUUAAUAUUAUUUGAUAAUAAAGGAUUGAUUGAUAGAAUUUAUAUACCUCAAUCUAAAAUGAAAUUAUAUUCUAUACAAUUAAAUUUAUUUAAAGGAUUAAUUAGUUUAUUUAAUAUACAUGAUACAUUUGAACCAGGUUAUGAAAUAGAUAGUUCUGGUAAAUGUUAUGUCACAUAUGCAAUUCUAUCAAAUGAUGAUGAUAAUGAUGAUGAUCAUCAUCAUCAGGAGAAGAAGAAGAACAAGAACAAGAAGAAUAUUACAGAGAAUGUAAUUAUUAUUGAUAAAGAAAAGAAAUUCUGUCAUCGAUUACAUCAUCCAAUCGAUAUAUGGAAUGAGAAUGUAUUCAAUAUAAUACAAUUAAAAGAGACAAGACAAUUACUAACACGUUAUAUCUAUAAUAAAUUCACAUAUCAAAUUUAUAAAAUACAAGGAUAUGAAAGACAAAUACAUUCAAUAAUUAAUGAUACAUUGGGUAGUAACUAUUAUUAUGAUAAUGAUGAACAAUAUAAACAAUUAAUUAAUUCUACUGGUAUUGAUUUAAUUACAUGGCAACAAUUAGAAUUUAUACAUGAAAUUGAUAUCUAUCAUGAUAAUAAUCAUAAUAAUAGAAUAAAAGAAAUGAUUAAAAAACAAUAUGAUUUCACAUUAAAUGAAAUAAUUGAAUUAUUAUUUAAUUCUAAUUAUCAAAUUAUUCAUUUAGGUCUUAUUUAUCCAAUUACAAAAUCAACUAUAUGUAGUUUAAAUGUAAAUUUAUUCAGUUAUUCCAAUGAUAAUAAUAACAAUAAUGAUUAUUAUAAUAAAGAAUUGAUUGAUUUACGUCAAUCUAUUGAAUCUUAUCGUGAUUAUUUACAAACUGAUAUGAUUGGUACAAUUAAAUCAUCUGAUGCUGUAUUAAAUUUAAUACAAAAAUUACGUUGUCUCCCAAAUACAAAUCAAUCGAUUACUAUAUUAAAUAGUAUUACUAUGUUAUCUCCUCCAUCUAUUGAUAUACAUUUAAUUUAUCGUCAAUUAAAUACAUGGAAAGAUCAAUUAAUUGAUAUAUUGAUUCAUUGUGGUACAAAUACAUGUUUAACAAUUGUAUUUAAUCGAUUAAAUGCUUUAACACAAUUUAUUGAUUUAACUCAUCAUGAUCAUCAUCAUCAUAAUAAUAAUAAUCAAUAUACGAAUCAAUCAAUUGAAAUUAUUAAAACAAAAGAAUUAUUAUAUCAAAAAUUAUGGCCAUCUUUAUCAUAUAUUAAUCAAUUAACUAUUGAACAAAUGAAUCAAUUAUAUCAAUUAUGUGAAAAAUCAAUAAAUAUCGAUCAAAAUUAUGUUUGUUUAAUGACUUUAGUGAAUUUAAAUUCCCGCAUUGAAAAUUUUAAACAAUUUUAUUAUUUUAAACAAAUAAUAAAACAUAUUGAAUAUUUAUUAAAUAUAACUAAUUUUAAUAAUAAAAAAAAUAAUUUAUUAUUAAUGAUAGGUAUAUCAUUAUGUAAACAAUUACAUCAUCCUGAUUUAAUGAAACCUUUAUUAAAAUUAUUACACAAUGAUCAAUUAACAUCUAUUAUACGUUCAUUAAUUAUUCAAACAAUUGGUGAUAUAUAUUAUACAAAAUCAAUUCAAAAAUCUAAUAAUAAUAAUAAUCAUAAUAGUUACCAUAGUAACCAAAAACAAUUAAUUGAAAUUACAACUCAAUUAAUUGAAUUAUUUUUAAAAUUACCAAUUCAUUUAAAUGAUGAUUUAUUAAUAAAUUAUGAAAUAUUUAAAUUAUUAUUAUUAUCACCAUCAUUAAAUAUUCCCCCCAUAGAUAUUACAUAUUUAUUACGUUAUUUAAUUAAACAAAAUAGAUGGUUAUUAAUUAAAUUAUGUAGACAAUUAAUUAUAGAUUCAUGUAAAUUACAAUUAUUUAAUUAUAAUCAAUGUAAUUGUUUAAAUGGUUUAUUAUCUAAAUGUAAAUUAAAUUUAGCUGGUAGUUGGUAUGGUUUAAUUGAUAAUAAUCAUUAUUUAAUGAAUCAAAAAUCAAUAUUAUUACAUCAUCAAUUAUAUCAUAUAUAUAAUAUAUUAUUUAUUGAUUAUCAAUUAUAUAUUUUAUAUGAUACAAAUAAUCAAUUACAAUUAUCUAAUUUUAUGAUUAAUUUAAUAAAUCAUGAAGAUGAAUUAUUAUUAUUUAAUUUUAAUAUAUAUGCAAAUGAAUUAAAUAAUUUAUUAAGUAUAUCCUUAUUACCAAAUGAAUUAUUUUCUGGUGAAUUAUCUAAUUUAAUGAAUUUAUUAUUAUUUAAAACAAAUCAAUUAACAUCAUUAUUAAAACUAAUUAGAUUACCAAUAGAUCAAAGAAUUCAAAUAACAUUAUCAUCUGGAUGGUUAAUACAAAUCGAUCAUAUAACUAUAGUAACAAUAAAUAUAUUAAAUGCCAUAGAAACUAAUUUAUGGUAUUUUACAGGACGUAAUAAUAUAAGAACAAAAAUUGGAUUUAUCAAUGAUGUAAAGAUUCAUUUUGUUGAAUUCUAUGAAUAUAAUAAUAAUAAUAAUAAUAAUAAUAAUAAUAAUAAUAAUAAUGCAAUAGAGAUACCUAUUUCUCAAUAUUAUAUCCAUAAAGGUAAUGCUAUACAAGGUUAUAUUGAUUUUAUUACAAUAAUGAAUAUCAAUCAUUUACCAGAGAAUAUAUGUUUAGCAAUGAAUCAAGGUGCGAAUACAUUUAUUAUACAAUGGUAUACAGUAAAUAAUUCAAUGAAUAAGACUAUUCAACAUUUAUCAUCAACUGGAAUAGAACAUCCUUCAUCUUCGUCACCUUCUUCAACACCUGCAUCUUCUUCUUCUUCUGCUUCGACUUAUCAUUAUAUAUCCAAUUAUACAUUACAACCUGUAUCAUACUAUUUAGGUUAUGAUAAUUCAUUGAAAUGUAAUCAGAUGAAAGCUAAAACUAUUUGGUGAAAUUGAUUUGACCGCUUUAAAAAUUUUUUUUGUUUUUUUUCUCUUUUUUUUAAUUUAGAAUUACAAAUUGUAUUUCUAGGAGAAAAAUUCUUUUCUAACUUACUUACGCUUGUUAGUCCCAGUGAAGGCGUAUACGACGCUCACCAGCAUUAUCCGCCUGUAGUUCUUCUAAGGUUAUUACCGGUUCUAAGCCUGGUUUAAAAAAGAGGAGGGUUAGGUAUGAUAGCAUUAACAACUUUAUCCUUUAGUAAACUGACUCAACAAAAAUUAUAAUUGAUAGAUGAAUAGAAUAGUUUUAGAAGUGCACAUAUUAGAAGUGUGAUGCUAAAUUCAUUCCUCCAUUUCAUUAAAUAACACAUUGUCAUCAUAUCUGAUAUUGAUUUAUAAUGGAAAUAUUAGAUCUAAUUGCUAACCUUAACAACAAGUAGAUAAAUAUCUUUGUGGCUAUUUUUUUGGGAUAAUUUUUUAUGAUUAACGUUUGUUUAGCAAGUUAGUUUUCUACGGGAUGGGGUCGCUAAUCCCAUGCCCAACCCUCCUCUUUUUUCCGGGCUUGAGACUGGCAGUAGCCCCCCGGAAGCACUCCAGACGCAGUUUCAUGGCUAUUUUAGUAUUGUUCAAAUAUCAUCUGUAAAUUAUAGUUCGAAAUUCAUUUCUUCAUUCGACCAAUUCAUAAUGAUGAUUGAAUUCCUAACUUUUAUAAGUAGGUAAAUAUCUUUAUGAUCUUCUCUAUGCAUUAUAAUCUUAUCCUACUUAAUCUUAUUAAUUAGGAAUAUUCAUUUAUGUAAAGUUUCUAUGUCAAAACAUAAAUAUCUUGAUCAUUUCUAUUUUGUUAUGAAUGCAUAUAAUGAGAUAUUAUUGUUUGAAUUGGGUAGUUUUAUCGUGGAGUUUUCAUGGAGAAUAAAUUGUUUAUCAUUCAACUCACUUUUUGGUGUGUUACAUUGUACUUCAUGUUGAAUAGCAUUUGGUUACUGUGUUAUUAGAUUUAUUUCAUAUGGAGCUUAGAGGUCGAUGUUACCGGGACAUAGAUUACAUUAUAGCAUGCUCAAUGCACGAUUGCUUUGGUGCACGCUCAUUGGCUAAUUCUUGCCCAGUCAGCGCUAGUCGAUACUUGGAGAAUACUCUAGAAAUCUUCUCAUAUAAAAACUAUAGAUAUACUAACGUUUAUCCUAUUCUGCUUCUUACUUCCAUUUAACCUUGUUAUUUGGAAUAUAAUCUCUUUCCUGUCAACCGUAUUCUGAUUUGGGGACUUGUCGAGUGAUUUGGUGUCCGUGAAUACUAAGCAAUAGCAAUAGCUGGGAUAUAACCAUAAGAAAGAAUUAUAACACCGAGGAUCAGUGAAUCGAUGUUCAAAGUUAAAUGUAAAUGCCGAACCAUUAGGAACUAGAUAAGCAUUUUUUUCUUAAAGUUACCGAUCUUCACGGUAAAACGUUGUUAUAAAUAAAUUCACUUGGUGUUGUUUUACUUGUAUCUUCUCAUUGAUAUUUAGGACAGCAAUUGAUCAGUCUCAUGUUAGCAUAUACACAUAUCCUGUGUGGACGGCCUCGAUAUUGCCUGAAUUCACAACUUAGUAGCUAAAUAGAUAACGUGAUGGCGUUUGAGGUGAACGGUACUGGGUUCAGGUCCCAGAGUGAACAUUAACUCUGGGAUGCGGGUAUAUCCAGGUGACGAGUCCCAAUUAGGACGAAACACGCGUCCUGGAUUCCACUUCUAACCACUAUCUAUCGUUGUUAUAAAUACUUUCUUAAAAUCAUUUACAACAAUAAGUCAUUGUAAGAAGGUAUCCUUCAAUAAGGUCGAGGAACAAAACGUCGGUUUACUAACAUCAUGUAAAUCUUAUUUAAGUUUGUAAAUUUUCAUAAUACAGCUUAACAUGUCUAAAUGAGCAAAUUCAAAAUUGAGCGUUGUUCUGAGUAAAUAGUUUAGUAUCGAUCGGUUUUAUUAAUCUUUUAAAUCUAAUUUAAUGAGUGCUAAUACCUCCCUGUAUUGCAUAGUCCAUGCUAGUGUUGAAUACUUACAACUAACUGUUCGACUUUCAAAUUUGUUCCAUUAAUAAAUCAUUACAGUCACUUUGCAUGUAGAUAGUAGAAUGAGUGAAUUUGGAUUUUCCAAAGGCAUUUAAUGGUCAUGUUAUUUGCUGCAAAUUAUCUAUGUCAUUAGAAUCACAUUUGGAAGUUGAGCUGAAAUGGUAUACAACAAACUGGCAGGUGCAGAGUCUUCUUUUAUGAAAUGUAAAGCAAUUAGUCCAUUUGAUAGAUUUCAAUAAUGUAAUGAGAAGAUGAAGAUUAUUAGAACUAUAUGAUGAUAGAUUAGCGCAAUCUGAUCACACAUAUACUUGUCAUAAAAUUGAUUUUAACUCUGCCUUUGUGGCUAACUAGAGAAGAAUAUGAAAAGAACUAAUCGCGACAACAAAUCUGGUUAUUCCGUUCCAAAGAAAAACUUUUGUAUAAGUUUGGAAUUUAAAGGUGGUCGAACAUCUGAUGUAAUCAGAAAUCAUUUAACGACAGCGAUUAAAAGGAUAUUUAAUGCGAUAAAACUGCGAAUAACGUCCACUGGUAGGAACUUAUUUUCUGUACCCAUAAAACGUAAGCUUCCCCAUCUCAUCGCCUCCAUGUACAUCUACCAGUUUACCUACUCUUGUGGAGCAAGGUACAUUGACCGUAUUCAACGUUCGCUUACAACUCGGAUAUGGGAACACGUCCCAGUUUGGUUCUAUAAGGGUGUGAGGAAAGCAGUUAGGAGUUCUAUACUUGAAUAUCUAAUCGACUGUAAUCAUUCUAUGGAUCUGCAGUUUCAUUUUAAGGUUGUAUAUGUAGUUCGUUCUAAUCUAUCCAACUCCUAAAAUAGCUGGAACACUUAUUUUAUUUUAACAAAUAGAUAUUGGUACAAAGAGGCACCAAAUAUAUAUGCGCCACACAGAUAUCGUUCGAUUUGUGUGAGGGCUGUGAUACUAACCGGGUGCACAAACUGAAGUAGGUGGUUGUUUUAGGGGGCCACACCCGGAGCCUUCGACCUGAACGUCUGACCCACAAGGCAGUGGAGCAACGUCACAUGAUGCAGUCCUAUGGUAGCCGGUGACCAUCGAUUGGUUCAUACGCCAUUUUUUCCUUCAGGAUACUGGAGCCCAUGUGCACCGUUGGUUUGGGAUCCGGUUAAAGCGCCGGACAUUCGCUUUUCGUCCUCUCAAUUUCGUAAAGAACACCCGUGGUGCUAGAACGC
Schistosoma spindalis is the source of this 6453-nucleotide messenger RNA. The record is from the annotation of a GenBank genome assembly. NCBI's taxonomy places the organism in Eukaryota, Metazoa, Platyhelminthes, Trematoda, Strigeidida, Schistosomatidae.